AUGGAAAGUUGGUUCCUCCAGCCACCACCACCAGCUCGAUCCUUUCCUCCUUCUCGCGAUCUGAACUCCCCAUCUCUCCCCACUCGAUUUGCCGGCGGCUAGCGGCGCGCCGGCGAGCACGUGCCGAAAUCGGCCGAGGAGGCGUUGCGGCCGUUGUCGGCGACUGGGACAAAGCCUGCGCGCACGGGCGCUAGGCGAAGCGGCAGUCCGGCGAGCGGCCGACGAGCAGGAGGCGGAUCUGGACGGCGUCGUCUUCGCCUGAGCCAGCCCCUUACCCUGCAUCGACCUCCCGAGGCUGGGACCUCAUCCGCGCGAACGGCCAGCGGCGGCCGAGGCGUUCCGAAUCUGGCGGCCAUCCUUGGAGGCGCACUCGGCAACAUCCGGUCGUUCUUAUCGCCGGCCACAAGCUCAGCUGCAAUGGCCCCCACGGAGUCAUGCUCGUCGGCGGCGGUCUCAUAGUAGCCGAGAUACUGAUUUCCACAGGGAUGAAUUAAGCUAGGGUCAUUCUAACCUGUCAGAGCUGGAUAGUGCUAAAAAGAGGGAUACAUGGAGCUUCAGCAGGAAAGCUCAGAUGCCGGGACUUUGUUCUCCGCGGCAUCAAGGAACCUAUCAUCUUCUUCAUCAGCAUUUGUUUCUGCGAAUCAGUCACCUUUCUUCACGCCACGAUGUCUAUCUGCUCGUGUUCCAGAUCACGCACAUCCUGAUAACAAUAAUUCCUUGAAUGGCACUGUGCUGAAAAUUGGUGAUAUUCUCUCCAAUGAUGCCCUGAUACAGCGGAAGCAAUUACCAUCAGCCACUGUUGGGUUAUUGACGUCGGAUGUUUCUCCUCCUCCUAGCCUUUGUACUUCAAGCAAUUUUGACAUUCCAGCAAUUGUCUAUAACAAUCCUAGUUUCAUUUCCACCUUCAGUGAUCCAUGUCAAGGUAGUUCAUCAGCAACAAGCACAGGAGUCCGUUCAACUCGGAAGGAGAAGCAUAGAAGACAGUGGGGAUUAUAUCGGAAAUCUUCAUCUUCUCAACCUACAACAUCAGCUACCUCCAUUAAUAGGCUUCGGUGCUUUGAUGUGUACAUAGGAUUUCAUGGUCGUAAGGCUUCACUGCUGAGGUUCACAAAUUGGCUCCGUGCAGAGCUUGAGAUACAUGGAAUCAGCUCUUUUGCUUCUGACAGGUCUAGAUGCCGGAGUUCUCACAGCCAUGAUACUAUUGAGAGGAUCAUGAAUGCUUCCACAUAUGGAGUUGUCAUCCUCACGAGAAAGUCAUUUGGCAAUCCGUAUACCAUUGAGGAGCUCAGGAACUUCUUUGGCAAGAAAAAUCUGAUCCCUAUAUUCUUUGACUUGGGUGCUUCUGAUUGCCUUUCCAGAGAUAUUAUUGAGAAGAGAGGAGAACUGUGGGAGAGGCAUGGUGGUGAGCUCUGGAUGUUAUAUGGUGGAAUGGAACAGGAGUGGAGGGAAUCAGUUGAUGCUCUUUCUCGGGUGUCAGAUGUGCAAUUAGAAGCAAAUGAUGGUAAUUGGAGGCAUUGCAUACUGCAAACAAUCAUUCUUUUGGCCACAAAAUUGGGCAGGAGAAGUGUGGUUGAUCGAGUGAAUAGGUGGAGAGGGAGGGUGGAGAAGGAAGAAUUCCCUUUCCCUCGCAAUGAUGAUUUUGUUGGUAGGAAAAAAGAGCUCUCAGAGUUGGAGCUUAUUUUAUUUGGUGAUGUGAGCGGAGAUGGGGAAAGAGAGUAUUUUGAGAUCAAGACGAAGCAGAGAAGAAAGGGCCUUCUAAUUGGACGGUCUGUUAACAACUAUGAGCAAGUAAAUACUGAUGAGAGUAAAGGAAAGGAGCCAGUGUUGUGGAAGGAGACCAAGGAAAACAUUGAGAUGCAGAGACUGGGCAGUCCAUUACGACAUGGGAGACCAUUUAGAACAAAAAAUGAUGGCAGGUAUGGGAGGAAGAAAAGAUGUAGGAAGAUACUCUAUGGAAAGGGUAUUGCCUGCAUAUCAGGGGAAUCUGGAAUUGGCAAGACAGAAUUGGUUUUGGAGUAUGCAUACAGGUUCUCCCAGAGAUAUAAGAUGGUCUUAUGGGUCAGAGGAGAAAGCAGGUACAUCCGACAAAACUAUUUAGCUUUGCGGACUUUUUUGGAAGUUGAUUUAAGUGUUGAUAAUCACUUGCAUGAGAAAGGAAGUGACCGAUGCUUUGAAGAGCAGGAAGACGAAGCAAUCGCCAAAAUACGGCAAGAACUGAUGCGGGACAUACCGUUUUUAGUUAUCAUUGAUAAUUUGGAGAGUGAGAAAGACUGGUGGGAUAAGAGAGUUAUAACAGACCUUCUCCCACAUUUUGGUGGAGAGACCCACUUCAUCAUAACAACACGCCUUUCACGUGUGAUGAACUUGGAGCCAAUGAAGCUUUCUUAUUUGUCCGGUGCUGAGGCAAUGUCUUUGAUGAAGGGAGGUGUCAAGGAUUAUCCACUGGUGGAAAUUGAUGCGCUAAAGGCAAUUGAAGAAAAGCUUGGGAGACUCACUCUUGGCCUUGGUAUUGUGGGAGCCAUACUUUCAGAGCUUCCAAUCACUCCGAGUAGGCUUCUUGACACAUUGAGUCGAACUCUUCCCAUAAGAGAUUUUACUUGGAAUGAGAGAGAUGCUCUCGGUUUGAAAAAUCAUGAAAUCCUCGUUCGGCUCCUGGAUGUCUGCCUAUCGAUAUUUGACCAUGCUGAUGGUCCUAGGAGCUUGGCAACCCGGAUGAUUCAAGUGUGUGGUUGGUUUGCACCUUCUGCAGUUCCAAUACCUAUGUUGGCCUUGGCUGCACAUAAAGUCCCGAAGAAGCACCGGAGGGGUCCAAGGUGGAGGAAGUGGUGGCGAACAGUUACUUGUGGCUUGGCUACAUCUAGGAUGAAGAAAUCUGAAGCUGAAGCGGCUGCAAUGCUGAUGAGGUUUGGUAUUGCCAGAUGCAGCACAAAGCCUGAACAUGUACAGUUCCAUGAUCUGAUCAGGCUAUAUGCUUGCAAGCGAGGAGGGACACGAACAGUACAAGCUGUUGUCCAAUCAAUCUACCUCCGAGGCUCAAUUAAACAGUCUUCCGAGCACCUGUGGGCUGCCUGCUUCAUGAUUUUUGGAUUUGGUUCUGAUCCUUUGCUGGUAGAACCAAGGCCAUCUGAGUUAAUUUUCUUUGUGAAGCAGAUUGUUGUGCCCCUUGCAAUCAACACAUUCAUCACCUAUUCCCGAUGUAAUGCAGCUCUAGAGCUGCUGCGGCUAUGCACCGAGGCAUUGGAGCGUGCAGCUGACUCAAUGCUUUCUCAUGCUGGCAAAUGGAGAGAAACACCGUUCUCCUGUUUCAGGCCAACUCAGUCAGAAGCCCAAUACACAUGUCUUUGGCAGGAGCUGGCUCUUCUGAAAGCAUCUGUUUUGGAAACACGUGCCAAGCUGAUGCUUCGAGGAGGACAGUAUGACACUGGAGAUGACCUAAUAAGGAAGGCCAUAUUCAUCCUGACUUCCAUUUGUGGCGAGCACCAUCCUAACACGGUUUCUGCUCGAGAAACCCUCAGUAAACUCACAAGGCUUCUUACAAAUGUUCAGCUUAGUUGAUUCAUAUAGCUUAGGAGUUCACCAAUAUAUUCUUUUCAGUGUGGUCUUCCAUAAACACUGUACAAAAUGCCCCAGAUCUUCAAAUAACAAAAGAAAAUUUGUCUA
This is a messenger RNA of Oryza brachyantha (malo sina), 3660 nucleotides long. RefSeq lists its product as uncharacterized. The transcript is spliced from 2 exons. NCBI's taxonomy places the organism in Eukaryota, Viridiplantae, Streptophyta, Magnoliopsida, Poales, Poaceae. Gene Ontology annotation, molecular function: ADP binding; ATP hydrolysis activity. The record is from RefSeq and is a predicted model, not a curated record. The coding region runs from base 547 to 3555 and encodes 1002 amino acids. Gene Ontology annotation, biological process: recombinational repair; signal transduction.